AUGAGUUUGUUUAACGUUGCUCCAACUACAAAGCAUUUAGUUGAAUUCAAUGCCGGUAAAUGCAUUGUAGAAGGCUCCUGGAUUAAACCAGAUACAAGAAAAGGCACAGUGUACAUGGAUCAGGGCGAUGAUCAGCUUUUGCAUCUCUAUUGGAAAGAACGCAAGAACCAAGCCACUCCUGAAGACGACCUAAUCAUCUUUCCUGAUGAAGCUGAGUUCACCAAAGUCUCUCAAUGUACAACUGGUCGCGUAUACUUGCUAAAGUUCAAAACUUCCAACGAACGCCACUUUUAUUGGAUGCAAAGCAAGAAUGAUGAGAAGGAUCAAGAAACAGUCGAACGUGUUAACGAAUUGAUCCGCGAUCCUGAAGCUAGUAUGAAUGCAACUUCAGAACUCGAUGAAUCAGCCUCCCAUGCUGAACUAUUGCGUCUUUUGAAUGGCGUUGGCAAUCAAGGUAAUUAA
Gilbertella persicaria is the source of this 462-nucleotide messenger RNA. RefSeq names its product proteasome complex subunit Rpn13 ubiquitin receptor-domain-containing protein. The transcript is spliced from 4 exons. Bases 1 to 462 code for a protein of 153 amino acids. NCBI's taxonomy places the organism in Eukaryota, Fungi, Mucoromycota, Mucoromycetes, Mucorales, Choanephoraceae. Gene Ontology annotation, cellular component: proteasome regulatory particle, lid subcomplex; nucleus; cytoplasm. The record is from RefSeq and is a predicted model, not a curated record. Gene Ontology annotation, biological process: ubiquitin-dependent protein catabolic process. Gene Ontology annotation, molecular function: endopeptidase activator activity; ubiquitin binding; proteasome binding.